AUGGCCUCAAAAACACAGGGAGCCGCAACUGGCGGUGUUCAACUCUCGGCAACGGCAAAUCAAUUUGUUGAUAAGAUUGUUCCUUUCUCAAAACGUGGAACAAGCCGGCGAAGGCGCAUUGUGAAUAGCAGCCGUUAUCAUCCAGAGAAUGAGCCAGAGCUUACACAACUUGCGCUUAUUAAAGACACUCCACCAGCCGAGCAGACAGCCCUUGUUGUGCAAGAGUUGAAUCAACUGAAUCAGUGCCAGAGAAUCUUUGACUUUUACGAUCCAGUUGCACAAUUGAAGUCGAAAGAAAUGGCCGCUUUGAAUGAGUUGAUCGAUGAAAUCACCAAUGCCAAAGAAUCGGAUAUUGACGAGAUUUUACACUUUUUAACACAAGACUUUCUCUACAAUGAGCCAUUGAAUCGGUCUCUUCGCCUACCAUGGCAUGAGGCUAGCUUCUUCAUGAGAGAAAUCACACAAGCUUCGGUGUCGAGCGGUCACUCGGCGAUAAUCCGGAAUGACGCUGGAGAGAUUAUCGCGAUCGGGUUGAACUCGGUUAAAUCGGUGAAAUCCGUGGAAAAUGAGGCGGCUCCGAGUAACGAGAAAACCCCGGGGCAAAUGGAUUAUAUAGCUAAUUUUUUGUGGCAAUUAGAUCGAAAGUUAGCCGAGAAUUUACCGAAAGACGUCGAUACGGUGAUGAAAGUCGAGAUUAUGAGUGUCAGCUCCGCGUGGACUCGUCGUGGGUUAGCGGGAAAAUUGAUGGAUUUCACCAUAGAGCGACAGAAACGCUUAAAAAUCCCGAUUUUCACCGAAUGCUCGGCGCUCGCCUCUCAAAAGCUCUUUGCCAAAUACAAUUUCACACUCCUCUUCGAGAUCUGCCACGUGAACUAUUUGGACCUCAACGGUCGACGGAUAUUCAACUGUGAUGAUGGCACGGAUCGGGGGCAACUGGUCUUGAAAAUGCCG
Messenger RNA from Mesorhabditis belari, 951 nucleotides. The record is from the annotation of a GenBank genome assembly. Lineage: Eukaryota; Metazoa; Nematoda; Chromadorea; Rhabditida; Rhabditidae.